GGCAGCAGCCGUUCCCCCUUGCUGCUCAGGUCUGGGGCUGAGGUCCCAGAGCCCCCCUUACCCCGCCAGGAGUGCGUUUGACAGACAGACCUCCCUCCUCCCUCCCUGCUCCGCACGCAGCCAUCCUCCACUCGAGGCAAACCUUUCCUCCAGCCUCGCUCCUGCUGUUCCCCAGCUCCCCCCCGGUAGCAGAGGGACACCCUCCGUGCUGGCCGUCGCUUCCCCUCUCCCCCUCGGCCCUCCCCAGCGCCGGAGAGAGCGAGACGAAAAGUGUCGGAGCGGGGAGCGCAUAGCAACAGGGUCUGGCAUGAAGAAGGUUCGGCAGCAGCAUCUCCGGAAGCCCGUGACACCAGAUCUUCUGGUAAGCCCCAGCAGCCAGGAUGGGGACCUGGGCUCCGAGUGCCCAGAAGACAGAGGGAACUGGACGGGGCGGCUGGAUUUCCUCCUCUCCUGCAUCGGAUACUGCGUUGGCCUUGGAAACGUCUGGAGGUUCCCUUACAGGGCUUACACCAAUGGAGGAGGAGCUUUCUUGGUUCCUUACUUCAUCAUGCUGGCCAUCUGUGGGAUCCCCAUCUUCUUCAUGGAACUGUCACUUGGCCAGUUCUCCAGCCUGGGGCCACUUGCAGUCUGGAAGAUAAGCCCUCUCUUUAAAGGCAUUGGCAUGGGCACGAUCCUCAUCGUCUCCUUGGUGGCCAUUUACUACAAUAUGAUCAUUGCUUAUGUUCUCUUCUACCUCUUUGCAUCCCUCACAAGCGACUUGCCCUGGCAGCACUGCGGCAACUGGUGGAACACCGACCUGUGCCUGGACCACCACGUCAUCAAGGGGGGGAACACCACCUUCCCCGUCAACAUCACCAACACUGUCAGCCCCAGCGAGGAGUACUGGAGUCGGUAUGUCCUGCACAUCCAAGGGAGCUCAGGGAUCGGGGAUCCCGGGAGGAUCCGCUGGAACUUGUGUCUGUGCCUGCUCCUUUCUUGGACUAUCGUCUAUCUGUGCAUCCUUAAGGGAGUCAAAUCCUCUGGCAAGGUUGUGUACUUUACUGCCACCUUCCCGUACCUCAUCCUGGUGAUGCUGCUCAUUCGUGGUGUGACCCUGGAGGGGGCCUGGAAGGGGAUACGGUUUUACCUCACGCCCCAGUUUGAUCAUUUGCUGUCUUCCAAGGUGUGGAUCGAGGCAGCCCUGCAGAUUUUCUACUCCCUUGGGGUGGGCUUUGGGGGCCUCCUCACCUUCGCCUCGUACAACACCUUCCAUCAGAAUAUCUACAGGGACACCUUCAUAGUGACCCUGGGUAAUGCCAUCACCAGCAUCCUGGCAGGGUUUGCCAUCUUCUCUGUUUUGGGAUACAUGUCCCAGGAGCUUGGGGUCCCUGUUAACCAGGUGGCAAAAGCAGGUCCUGGUCUGGCUUUUGUGGUGUACCCACAGGCCAUGACAAUGCUCCCCCUUUCUCCAUUCUGGUCAUUCCUGUUCUUCUUCAUGCUGUUAACCUUGGGCCUGGACAGCCAGUUUGCAUUCAUGGAGACCAUCGUCACGGCAGUGACAGAUGAAUUUCCCUAUUACCUGCGGCCAAAGAAAGCCUCAUUCUCGGCUGUCAUCUGCAUUGCCCUCUUCCUGAUGGGGCUCAUCCUCACAACAGAGGUAAGGGUGUGGGCAUGGAUCCAUUGUGGGGACCAACUAGGGCUUCAUUUUAGGGAGAACUUCGGUCAUGGCCAUGUUUGCAGACAUGAGUAUUCACAUCAGCUAUCAAGGCGAAAGAGAAACAAUGAGCCUGGGCUUGCAGAAGGUGUGAGUCCAAGGGGAGUGACACAGUGUUAUUCUCAUCCCUACACAAACCCCAUAAGAAGUGUGAUGUCUCUUGAUGUCUCUGCUGUCUUCCCCAGGAUGCACAAAAGUGGGAGGAGCUGGGUGGGGGUUUAUUGGGAUGAUGGUCCUGGAGAUGCUGGCCAUUGUGCUUUGUCUCUGCAGGGUGGAAUGUACUGGCUGGUCCUACUGGAUGAUUACAGUGCUGGCUUUGGCCUCAUGGUGGUGGUGAUCACUACCUGCCUCGUGGUGACACGUGUCUAUGGCAUAAAGAGGUUCUGCCGAGAUAUCCACAUGAUGCUGGGCUUCAAACCAGGGCCCUACUUCAGAGCCUGCUGGAUGGUCCUAUCCCCAGCAACAAUGAUGGCUCUGCUGGUAUAUAACAUAGUCAAGUAUCAGCCCUCCGAGUAUGGCAGCUACCGCUUCCCCACCUGGGCCGAGGUCUUGGGCAUCCUCAUGGGAGUCCUCUCCUGCCUGAUGAUUCCCCUGGGCAUGGUGGUGGCUGUGCUCCGAGAAGAGGGGACCCUGUGGGAGCGAGUCCAGCAGGCCAGCCGGCCCGCCAUGGACUGGGGCCCGUCGCUGGAGGAGAACCGGACGGGCAUGUAUGUGGCCAGCCUGGCGGGCAGCCAGUCCCCCAAACCGCUGAUGGUCCACAUGAGGAAAUAUGGGGGCAUCACCAGCUACGAGAACACGGCCAUCGAAGUGGACCGGGAGAUGGAGGAGGAGGACGAGGAGGAGUCCAUGAUGUGAGGGGACCCCCGCCACCCCCAAUUUGCACGGGUUGCACUGCAGCACUUCAGGACAGCUUGGGGACUGCUGCUUGGGCAGCAGUCGGGAGCUGUCAACCCUGCCAGGUUCCUCACCACCACCCUGGCCCUGCCACGAUAGAGCUGCUGCCCAUCCUGGUGCCCCUGAUGUGUUUCUGUUCAGUGUGACAAACUGUGUGAUGAGUCCAUCUGUUCAUGUGACAGUGUCUGGUUGAAGUGUCAGGGCUGCCCCACUCCCACCCUCAGCCCCAGCCCUGCCCUCCUCAUGUAGGGGUAUCCAGGGUGCAGGAAUGUCCAGGCUGCAGCAGGUGGGGAGGUGGAAGAGGUUGAGGAGGUCCUCUGCAUUGGUCUGUUCUGUGUUUGUGUGUAUUUGACUCCAGUAACUCAUAAACACAUGUGAGAGAGGCUGUAACAUCCUCCAUGCCCUGAGGACAAUGUGCACCAGUGUGCUCUGAUCACACAGAGGUAUUCCAGCAAAUAACCAGCACUAAUCAGUGUCCUCCCAAAGAAAUUUGACCUAAUAAAUGAGCAGUUAAAAGUAAUUAAAAAAAAAA
Molecule: messenger RNA, 3119 nt
Organism: Lepidothrix coronata (blue-crowned manakin)
Lineage: Eukaryota; Metazoa; Chordata; Aves; Passeriformes; Pipridae
Gene: SLC6A7
Product: solute carrier family 6 member 7
Exons: 13
Coding region: 308-2548 (746 amino acids)
Biological process (GO): sodium ion transmembrane transport
Cellular component (GO): membrane
Molecular function (GO): L-proline transmembrane transporter activity
Source: RefSeq, a predicted model, not a curated record